GGAGAAUGAAAGACGGGGAAUAAUAGGAACAGGAAAGAGAGAGAGGACCGGAACCGGGUUUCGAUCUAAGGAGGGAGAGACAUUUACACCUCCCGGAAAAUUCGAUAGCGAUGGCAACUUGAUUGAUAUAACUUCCAAGGAUAAUGUGGCAUUAGAGCUUUGUCAUGUUAGGUGGUACAUGGAAAGGGAUAAGGUUAGGGACGAGCGAAAUGACGAGGAUCGGGAGAAAUCUAGGGAUCAAAGUGUUUCAAGAAACC
Molecule: messenger RNA, 257 nt
Organism: Dovyalis caffra
Lineage: Eukaryota; Viridiplantae; Streptophyta; Magnoliopsida; Malpighiales; Salicaceae
Source: the annotation of a GenBank genome assembly